Molecule: messenger RNA, 750 nt
Organism: Lathyrus sativus (Indian pea)
Lineage: Eukaryota; Viridiplantae; Streptophyta; Magnoliopsida; Fabales; Fabaceae
Source: the annotation of a GenBank genome assembly
AUGCAAUUCCCUUGUGAUGCUACAAAACUAAAAGAAAGCGCAGAUCAUUAUAAGAAUUUUGGAUUUGAUUUUGAAAGCAAUAUGGUCUACUUUGGUGCUGGUUUGAAGUUUCUGCAUGGAGGAUCUCUGUUAGAAAGUUCUCACAAUGAGACUAGCAAGUACGGAGAGAUGAGUCAAAUGCAAAUUUAUGCCACGGCAGCCAAACUUUUCAAGUCAUGUGCCCAUGAAUACGAGAGUCGUCAAGAAACGGCAGCAGCUGCUUUGGCAUAUAAAUGCAUGGAAGUGGUGUACAUGAGAGUGGUUUACUGUAAACAUUCUAGUACAAACCGAGAUCGGUGUGAGUUGCAAUCAACUCUUCAAGUGGUUUCUCAAGGUGAAUCUCCUUCAUCUUCAGCAUCUGAUGUUGAUAACUUAAACAAUCAAGUGGUAAUGGAUAAGGCUACUUUGCCCAAGGUUACUAAUGCUCAUGUUGCUGGUAACCACGUCAUAUCUGUUCGAACUCGUCCAAGUUUGGAUAGGCUUCUCGAUUUUACUCAGGAUAUAAAUUUUGCAAUGGAGGCUGCUACAAAAUGUCAUAGCACUUUCUCCGCGGCCAAUGCGAUGAUGGAAGAAACACGGAAUAGGGACUGCAUAACUUCAAUUAAGAGGGUUAUUGAUUUCAGCUUCCAGGAUGUAGAUGAGCUUGUACGCCUGGUUCGAAAUGCAACAAAGGCAAUAAGUGGUGCUAGUCUUGGUGGUACAAGAGAUUAA